Juglans microcarpa x Juglans regia is the source of this 1306-nucleotide messenger RNA. RefSeq lists its product as uncharacterized. The record is from RefSeq and is a predicted model, not a curated record. Lineage: Eukaryota; Viridiplantae; Streptophyta; Magnoliopsida; Fagales; Juglandaceae. The coding region runs from base 102 to 1205 and encodes 367 amino acids. The transcript has a single exon.
CUUUCUUGCCGUGAGAGAGAGAGAGAGAGAGCGCUCUUUAUCAAUCCCAUUACAACACAAGCGAGAGCGGAGCCAAGUUAGAAUUUUGAAAACCAGCAAGCAUGAUCAAGACCCUGAAUCCCUACUCCAACACAGCGAAAACUGCUGAGAUUAUGUCUAGGUACAGGCCCAUAGCUCCAAAGCCUGAGACUCCCACGGAUGCUAGAAGCGAGAGCCCGUCCAUAUCUCAAAAGAUCAGGCAAUCUCCGUACCUGAGGAACCUCUGGCCACAUUUGCAGGCAAGGCCCACCAGAACCAGAAAGCGGGGUAGGGCUGCGAUAUCACCACCCUUCCUCAAAAGACCCAGGACCCAUGUCCUUGGGUUUUCUUCUCCUUGUCAUUUGAUCUCCCCCACCAAGAAUCUAACCUUGCAGGGUUUCGCUCCUGGGCUCCCUCAACUUUCUGUUCCGAACCUAGCGGCGGUUAACAGCGGCCUGGAACAGCCAGCGAAAACUCCCAGUUUAGUGACGCUUCCUCUUCUUGCUUGCCCUACAUCCAUCCCCGACGUUGCCAACCAAUCUGCGCUACCCGAGCUGGACCUGAUGAAGCCUUAUGGAGAAGAAAAGGUUAUAGACUUGAAUGCUGCGGCUGAAAUUCCGGAGGAAAAGGAUCUCUUACAGCAACUGCAAGGACCACGAUCCAGCAGCAGCACUAAUGUCAUUGCACCUCAGGCAGUUCGUCCGGUUGGCUCGAGCAUAUGCGUUGGCUGCAUCAGCGAAGACCCAAGUUUGACCCCAGCGGCUCAAGUUCAUACGAAGAAGCCAGAAGAGGUCGAAGAAGACGUCGAGUCGGAGAUGUUGCCGGCUGUCAUCUCAGACUCGAACAACAAAGUUAGGAUGGCGAAUUCGGCAUAUAAGGAGAUGGUGGGCCAGCCGGAAUGUUCCUGGCUUGAUUCGACGGUGGCCAGCGAUGGGCGAUCGGGAGGCAACUGUAGCAAGAGGAUCGGUGGGGAGGUGAUGCUUCGUCUUUCUGAUUCGGGGGUACCGGUUUCGUCGAAUGGGUUCUCGUGUUGGGUGAGGAUAGAGUGGGGAGCUGAGGGGAAGAAAAGCUCAGUCGAUGCUUUCUGUGAUGUGAUUAGACUGUCCUGCGAGUCUAAGGAUUACCUCUUCACAUGGAGGUUCCACACCCAUUCCAAAGAGGCUUCUCAGAGCAGUUGUAACGUGUGAAUAUUGUACAUAUCAAGUGUAAUUACCACUAAAAGUAUCUUAUGUAGCGUAUAAAUUAAUUAUAUAUCAAAAUCGCGACGUCACGUAUAUUUUUGUCGGCA